Molecule: messenger RNA, 4081 nt
Organism: Bactrocera dorsalis (oriental fruit fly)
Lineage: Eukaryota; Metazoa; Arthropoda; Insecta; Diptera; Tephritidae
Product: protein stoned-B
Exons: 7
Coding region: 1-3846 (1281 amino acids)
Biological process (GO): regulation of endocytosis; synaptic vesicle endocytosis; clathrin-dependent endocytosis
Cellular component (GO): AP-2 adaptor complex; synaptic vesicle
Molecular function (GO): clathrin-cargo adaptor activity
Source: RefSeq, a predicted model, not a curated record
AUGGCGAAUCCAUUUUUGAUGGAUGAUGACUUGGAUGGCGUUGACGCCGAUCCCACAGCGAACCCUUUCUUCACAAAAGUCGAUACUGAAGAGGGUGAAGCAGAAACAGAGAAUCCUUUCUCGGGACAAUCGAAUCCAUUUGCCUUUGGCGACGAACCUGAUGACGGUCCAGCACCAGCAUCGGAUAUUGAUCCAGCGAUGAGUUUCUUUGGCACAACUAUUGAAGCGGAGGAUGAUGCACUUAGCAUUAAGUCUACAGCUGAAGAAGAUGAUGAAACUUCUAAAAGGGGUCCACCACCAAGACCAGUGCCACCACAAACACAAGAACUUAUUAAUACAGUUUCUAACCAAAUGGAGGAGACAAGUUCCGAGUUACUCGGUCGCAUACCAGCUACUCGUUCGCCUAGUCCUGUUUCAAUGCGUGACUUACAUUCACCCAGUCCUACACCAGAUUCUGGUUUGGCAGACUUGCUAGAUGUAUCAGAUAGUGGUUCGUCUGGUAAUAUGCAUGGAUUCGAAAUGGAUCUAGUUGGUAGUGGUACUAACAAUAGUGCAGAUAAUCCCUUCGGUGUGCCAACAGCCAUUCCUAGUUUACAUGGCGCAACACCUAUGCCAUCACCAGCAAAGCAACAACCUCCGCGACCACCACCACCACGUCCAGUACCACCAAGGCCGGCACCACCAAAUGGCAUACCAGCGCAACGCAAUCAACCACCUCCACGACCAACUCCCCCAGCUCCGGAGCCACCUACUCAGCCCGCUGCUGAGGUGGCAGAUAGUGAGGAUCUAUUCGAUAUGUUUGGCACAACCAAACCAUCAAAACCACCACCACCAAAGAGCAAGGAAGACAUACUAAGUCUGUUUGAAAAGCCAGCACAACCAGUAUCCAAACCAGAUCUACUAAGUGACGAUCUUGUACUUGAACCUUCACCAGAAAUGCCAGAAGAUGAACAGAAUAAAGAUAUAGAAGAUCCUAUUUUCAGUUCUAUGCUAACUCGACCUGAUGAGAGCACACACGAUAUUACAUCUCAACCACAGGCAGCAGAUCUAAACAUAUCGUUGAUAAAUAGUGUGGAAAGAAAAGAACUGGUAGUCGAUGACACAAAACCACGUGCACCAACUCCGGACAUUGAAAUAACGACUGUAGAAGAUCUUCCACGUUCUGACGAUGAAGAUGAGCCAGAGCCAGUAAAACCAGCACCACCGGUGGUCAUUGAAACCAAGCCAAGUCCCGACGAAGAUGAUGAAGAGGUGGAGAAAGAUGAAAAAGAAGUUGUACCACCAGCUGCAGAACCCGCAGCCUUUACAUCUGUCGAUUCCGAUCACAGUCCUCCUACGGAGUCAGGAGCAACCACGCAGGCUCUGCCAGAGUCAUCUUUGGAGGCUAUUACCGAACAGCAGAAUAGUGAGUUUGAGCAAAUGGAUACAGGUCUGGAUUUCGCACCAGCUAGUGCUGUUCCGAGUGGUGCUGCUUCUGCAAAUCCAUUUGCUAGUCCAGAUGAAGAAGAAGAGACUUAUCCACCCGCUUCUGCGGUGACGAAUAUAUUUGCAGUUGACGAUAUUGACCAUACACUGGUGACCAACAUCUUUACUACAGCGACAGACACCAUGACGACAUCUGCUGUGCCAGUUAAUAUUUUUGCACCGGAUCCUGAACCAGAAGCUAUCACAGUAAACUCUUACGCCACUAAUAAUAUCUUUGCCAGUGAGCCAGAUGAAUUUGACGCAUUCUCGGCCAAAUUUGAUUCUGUUAAGAAGGAUAAUGUGAGCAUACUGGAUGGCUUUGGUGGUUCGGGUGCUGUUACUCCCUCAGGCGGUGACGCUUGGGGUGACAGUGCAUUUGGCUCACCUGCUGCGGCAACUAAUGUCUUUGGCGUGACCGAUGGCUUCGAGAAUGAGGAUGAUGACUUCUACGCAAUGAAAGCACCAGUACGCGCCGAUUCGGUUGAGUCCGUAGACAAGGAAUUCAAUGUUGUAAUACGGCCUAAAGGCGAAAGCACACAGGGAAUUGCACCACAAUUGGCACCGCCGCCACCACCAGCGCGCAAUGCCGUUGGACAAGUUUCCAGCGACACAUCGCCUGUUGUCAAUCCCUUCGAAGACACUGGCUUCCCGGCACCGGCGGCGAUAAGUGAAGAAAACAAAGUAAAACGCACAGACUCACAGGAUACACCACAAACGCCGCUGUUCGAUGAAGAUGUCUCACAGCCGCUCGAAGAUUUCCCACGUCUGAACUAUGUCGGUCCCGGCUGGGAAAUGCAAUUGCGUCAACCGAACAAAAAGAAGAUCACUGGUCAAAGAUUUUGGAAGAAAAUAUUUGUACGUCUAGUAAUACAGAACGAUGUACCCGUAGUGCAGUUGCUUAAUCAGGUCACAGACAAACAACCAUUCCAAGAAUUGCCGCUGCAGCCCUCAUACUCUGUCUCGGAGAUUGGAGCACAACAAUACGAUCAGUUUGGCAAAAUCUUUACCGUUAAGCUACAAUAUAUCUUCUAUAAAGAGCGUCCCGGUGUGCGACCUGGUCAAGUAACCAAAGCCGAACGUAUCACAAAUAAGCUGACGAAAUUUGCACAAUACGCAAUUGCGGGUGAUUACGAAGGUGUGAAAGAGUUCGGUAGUGACUUGAAAAAGCUGGGCUUACCGGUGGAACAUGCACCACAGUCAUCGCAAUUAUUCAAAAUUGGCUCAAUGAACUACGAGGAUAUGAAACAGUUCUCCAUCUGUAUCGAAGAGGCGCUCUUCCGAUUGCCCGCGUUGCGUGAACGUGCGCUCACUUAUAAAAUGGAGGAGGUACAAGUGACAGCGGUCGACGAAAUCGUUGUGGAACAAGAUUAUGAGGGCAAAAUAUUGAAGCAAAUAGCGCGUGUGCGUCUUUUCUUUCUAGCUUUUCUAACAGGUAUGCCAUCAAUCGAGUUGGGCGUGAACGAUAUGUGGCGUCAGGGAAAAGAAGUGGUCGGUCGACACGACAUCAUACCGGUGGCCACAGAAGAGUGGAUCCGUUUGGAAGCGGUAGAGUUUCACAGUGUGGUGAAUCAGGAGGAGUAUGAGAAGACGCGUACAAUUAAGUUCCAGCCACCGGAUGCGAAUUAUAUAGAGUUACUACGUUUCCGUGUGCGUCCACCCAAAAAUCGCGAACUUCCAUUACAACUGAAGGCCACAUGGUGUGUAACUGGUAAUAAGGUGGAGUUGCGUGCAGAUAUACUGGUGCCGGGCUUUACAUCGCGCAAAUUGGGACAAAUACCAUGCGAAGAUGUCUCGGUGCGGUUUCCCAUACCGGAAUGUUGGAUUUACUUGUUCCGCGUAGAGAAACACUUUAGAUAUGGCUCCGUUAAGUCCGCUCAUAGACGAACUGGUAAAAUCAAAGGCAUUGAGCGCAUUCUCGGCGCUGUUGAUACGCUGCAAGAGUCACUUAUUGAAGUCACUUCUGGUCAAGCGAAAUACGAGCAUCAUCAUCGCGCUAUCGUUUGGCGCUGUCCACGUUUGCCAAAAGAAGGCCAAGGCGCUUAUACUACACAUCAGCUUGUUUGUCGUAUGGCGCUAACUUCCUAUGAUCAGAUACCCAGCGAGCUGGCGCCCUACGCUUUCGUUGAGUUCACAAUGCCAGCGACGCAGGUCUCGCAUACAACAGUGCGUUCGGUGAGCGUACAAGAUUCGGAUUCGGAUGAGCCGCCAGAGAAAUAUGUACGCUACUUGGCACGUCAUGAAUAUAAGGUUGGCAUCGAGACGACACACGGCGAGUCUACAAACGCUUAUUUGGCAGCUACGCGCCCGAUACGUGAGGAGCCAACGCCUAAACCUGUGGCAUCUCCUGUGCCACCAAGUGAUUCGGAUACCGAUUCGAAUUAAGCAUGAAUUUAAAACGAAACAUACAAAAUUACUCAAAAUACAAACAUACAUACACACAGUGAUGUAUAGCAAAACAAAUAAAACUGUACUAUUGUAGAGCGAAAUUAAGCAAAAAGCAUAAGUAACUGUUAAAAAGCGCUUACACACAACUACAUACAUAACCAAGUUGAUUUUUAAAAGGUUAGUAAUGGCAGCAGCAUAGCUUCGAGAACAAAUGCAUAUGAAUAUGUAGUGU